AUGUUUUACAGCCACGAGAUUUUGACGAGCCAGAAGCAUGGCGUUGCGACAGUCUGGGUUCUUGCCACGCUGGACAAGAGCUGUGCCAACCGCAAGGUGUCUCGAAAGGCAAUACAGGAAGUAAAUGUCCCAAAAGCGUGCGUCACCAUCGAUGAGCCCCCAGGAGCACCCAUCGCCCUGAGGCUCCAGGCAAGCCUACUCUAUGGUGUGUCUAGAGUAUACCAGCAGCAAUGCCAAUACGUGCUGGGAGAUGCGGAAAAGUUCCAGAUCAACAUGCGAGGUUUGUUGCGCGUAUUGAACUCUGGGACCUUGGAUCCCAAUGCCGGAAGGGCGAAGAAAAAGCAGUUGAUGAUUCAAGACGAUCCUGAGUUUCACAUCAGUAACUUCCUCGAUCUACCUCCGCUUGAUCUGGAUGAGCUAGGUAAUUUGAGGCCAACUGCUUUCGAAUCUCAGUUCACCAACAAGUAUUCGCAACUUUCACCUUUUUCUUCGCAGCAACGAUCAUCAUCUGGACGUGACUCAUUGCCCAUGGAUUUUGGCGCUGCUUCCUUCUUUGGGAGCCAAUUUGGUCCCGAUCCGUUUGGAGGAGAUAGUUCUGUUCAGAAACCACAUGCCGGGGUCGACAUGUUUGCUCAAGAAGAGCUACCUCUGCGCCUGGAAGAUUUUGACGCCGGUUUUACCAUUGAUGCCGACGGAAACAUUCACGAACACCCGGAGCCGGAGUUACCUCAGCCCGACGUCACUAUUGAUGCCCAGCAUGUGCAUGAUCGCCCAGGACCGCAGCACCACUCGGACGAAUUCAUUCCUCUUAUGCUUGACGACGAAGCCCUUCUUGGUCAUGGCGAUGCGCCUCUGCCAGAUGCAGAUGCCCUACCAGUCAGACAGCACGAUGAGGACCCUGAUUCUGUGCAGCCAGAAAUUGAUGCUGCUGUGACUGCUGCUUCAAGGAAACAGGGACGACGUCGGAAGGCUCUUGCGCCAGAUACAGCCACCGAGGUCAACAGAACCGAUAUUCGCGAUUGGAACGAGAAUUAUGUACAGAGAAUGGAGGAGGAGAACGAGCGUCACAGAAAGCGUCGGGAUCAUGUGACAAAGGACCAAGCAGCCCAGAACGCUUACAACGUCAUGUUUGGUCGUGGCAUAGGUGGAGUUGGUCAAGACAUGGGCCUUCCAGGUUUUCAACAUGAGUUAGCUGAGUACUUUGCCGGCCACGGCCUUCAGAUGGCAGUUUUCGGUCGGAUCGUCGGAGAAGACCCGCAAAGUCGACGCAGGUCAGCUUCGAAUGCUUUCGGCGAAGACCAAGAUGCCGAAUCUGAAGAAGGCCGGCGCGUCCGCCCUCGAUCUGACGACGGAGAUGAAGCCCGCCAGAGACUGUCCCAGGACAGACAAUUUGAAGACGACGACCACGGACUCGACUUUGGCGAAUUUGAUUCUCUACCCGAGGUUGGCCGUGAGAUAGGCCACCCGCUAUCAGACCAGCCUCCACCCUGGCACCGUCACUCCAUACUACAUGGAUCAUCAAUGAAGGGCAGCAGUGCAAAACGUGCUGCUGGUCAAGGCCCUCGCCAAGUUCUAGAAAGCCCGCUUCAACAUAGAGGCAGUGCUGUCCAAGACUUUGUGCGAUUUAGUGAUAAUGAUGGUCUAGGAUUCGAUGGUAGCGCUGGCAUGGGCUCUGUCGAUGGCCUGUCUCCCGGUCAACCCAACUUUCACUUCCAGGAGGACGUCGCAAAUCAUAACAGCUCUUAUGCCAGCACUGAGGGUCGCGAUUUCCUAUCCUACGUUCAGGCACAUGCGCGUGAGACAGGCAAUCCGCGUAGCAAAGGGGACGAACUUUGGGUCGACUUCGCCGAUAUAUUCCCUCCAAGCUCUACUGCACGAUUCAAUGCGGCAUCGGCCUUCUACCAACUCCUUUGUCUGUCAACCAACCGCACAAUCAAGGUCGACCAGGAGGGCAGAGACCGCAACCACAUAUUUCCGUUUGGCAAGAUUGAGGUCGGCGUUUGUAUUGACGCCCUACCGUCUGAAGAAGGCGGAGAUAUUGAAUACGAUCUCCCCGACAUUGGAAAUGGGGCAGGUCAUGACGAGAACGAUGAUGACGGCGAUGAGGUGGGCUCUCAGGCUGGUGCCUUGCAAGCACACUAA
This is a messenger RNA of Pyricularia grisea, 2142 nucleotides long. RefSeq lists its product as uncharacterized. Gene Ontology annotation, biological process: mitotic sister chromatid cohesion; replication-born double-strand break repair via sister chromatid exchange; synaptonemal complex assembly. NCBI's taxonomy places the organism in Eukaryota, Fungi, Ascomycota, Sordariomycetes, Magnaporthales, Pyriculariaceae. Gene Ontology annotation, cellular component: synaptonemal complex; cohesin complex. The record is from RefSeq and is a predicted model, not a curated record. The transcript is spliced from 4 exons. The coding region runs from base 1 to 2142 and encodes 713 amino acids. Gene Ontology annotation, molecular function: protein binding; chromatin binding.